Elaeis guineensis (African oil palm) is the source of this 2640-nucleotide messenger RNA. The record is from RefSeq and is a predicted model, not a curated record. NCBI's taxonomy places the organism in Eukaryota, Viridiplantae, Streptophyta, Magnoliopsida, Arecales, Arecaceae.
ACCGGCGCGUAUGCCUUCUGGCGACGCUCACUUUAAAUAUGUUGCUUAAGGGCGGAGCUUCGUGCUUGUCCUUUCCCUACGCGGGCCGGCUUCGCUACUCCCCUCUGUCUUGCCUCCCUCCUCUCGCUUCCUAUCUCUUCGCUUACCCGAACCCUAUCGUCUCGAUCUCCUCCACCUCGGCGGUGUCCAUGGCGGCCCCUCCCGUGGCCAAGAAGGUGAGGCACGAGAUGGAAAUGUUCGGCGAUGUCCGGGUCGACAACUACUACUGGCUCCGCGACGACUCCCGCUCCAACCCCGAUGUCCUCUCCCACCUCAAGGCCGAGAACGCCUACACCGAUAUCGUGAUGUCCGAUGUGAAGCAAUUUGAGGAUAAAAUAUAUGCUGAGAUAAGAGGAAGAAUCAAAGAAGAUGAUAUUUCCGCACCUGUUCGAAGAGGUUCAUAUUACUACUAUGAGAGAACAUUGAUGGGGAAGGAAUAUGUUCAGCAUUGCAGGCGCCUUAUUACAAAUGAUGGCCCUGCUUCUGUGUUUGAUGUUAUGCCCACGGGACCAGAAGCAUCUGAAGAGCAUGUUAUCUUGGAUGAGAAUAUCAAGGCCCAAGGGCAUGAUUAUUACAGCAUCGGGGCUUUCAAAGUCAGCCCAAAUAAUAAGCUGGUAGCAUAUGCAGAAGAUACUAAAGGUGAUGAGAUAUAUACUGUUUAUGUCAUUGAUGCUGAGAAUGGGACUCCUGUUGGGGCGCCUUUGAAGGGGGUGACAUCAGACGUUGAGUGGGCUGGUGAUGACACCAUAAUUUACAUAACAAUGGAUGAGAUUCUUCGGCCUGACAAGGUAUGGUUACACAAGUUGGGGUCCGACCAGUCAAGCGACCAUUGCCUCUAUCAUGAAAAGGAUGACAUGUUCUCUCUUGAUCUUCAAGUUUCUGAAAGCAAGCAAUAUUUGUUUGUUGGGUCUGAAAGCAAAAAUACACGGUCUAUCUUUUACAUAGAUGUUUCUAAAAAAGAAAGUGGGCUCAUGACUUUGAUGCCUCGCGUAUAUGGUGUGGAUAUAUCAGCUAGUCAUCGUGGAAACCACUUUUUUAUCAAGAGAAGAAGCGAGGAAUUCUAUAAUUCAGAAUUGCUUGCAUGUCCACUGGACAAUGUAUCUGAAAUGACAGUUCUGCUUCCUCACAGAGAAAGUGUGAAAAUACAGGAUUUCCAACUUUUUAACGAUCAUAUCACUGUGUAUGAACGUGAAAAUGGUUUACCUAAAGUAACUGUAUAUGGCCUUCCAGCCAUUGGGGAGUCAAUUCUACAACUGCAGGGUGGCUGGACAAUUGAUUUUGUUGAUCCUGUGUAUUCGGUGGAUCCUGAAGAAUCAGAAUUUUCUUCAAGAAUCUUACGGUUUUCUUAUAGCUCUAUGAGAACCCCACCUUCUGUGUAUGACUAUGACAUGAAUACGGGCACAUCUGUUUUGAAGAAGAUUGAGACGGUAUUAGGUGGUUUUGAUGCAUCAAAUUAUGUGACUGAAAGAAAGUGGGCAGUUGCUUCAGAUGGUACUCAAGUGUCAAUUUCAAUUCUUUACAGAAAGGAUCUUGUAAAUCUUGAUGGGUCUGACCCUCUGCUACUUUAUGGCUAUGGUUCCUAUGAGGUGUGCAUAGAUCCCAGUUUCAAGGCUUCAAGGUUGUCUUUGGUGGACAGGGGUUUCAUAUUUGCAAUAGCUCACAUUCGUGGAGGAGGUGAAAUGGGGAGACAGUGGUAUGAAAAUGGGAAGUUGUUGAAGAAAAAAAACACAUUCACUGAUUUCAUCACAUGUGCAGAGUAUUUAAUAGAAAAUAAGUAUUGUUCAAAAGCAAAACUAUGCAUUAAUGGGAGGAGUGCAGGAGGCUUGCUGAUGGGUGCUGUUUUAAACAUGCGCCCUGAUCUGUUCAGGGUAGCUGUGGCUGGAGUCCCAUUUGUUGAUGUUGUGACUACCAUGCUUGAUCCAAGCAUCCCAUUAACUACAUCUGAAUGGGAGGAAUGGGGUGACCCACGAAAAGAGGAAUUCUAUUUCUAUAUGAAAUCAUAUUCUCCAGUUGACAAUAUAAAAGCACAAAACUAUCCCAACAUUCUUGUAACAGCUGGUUUAAACGAUCCCCGUGUUAUGUACUCGGAACCUGCUAAGUUUGUCGCAAAGUUAAGGGAAAUGAAGACUGAUGACAAUAUGCUCCUAUUUAAAUGCGAACUUGGUGCUGGGCACUUCUCAAAGUCAGGAAGAUUUGAGAAACUACAGGAGGAUGCCUUCACCUAUGCUUUCAUCCUCAAGGCAUUAGGCAUGGUUGCGCCUGCUUCCUAGUUGACCAUUUAAACCACUUAGACAAAUUAAUUUUUUUCCACAUAUGCACUUCUGUUGUUUCAUUUCAAAUAUGAAUUUUAAUUGUUUUAAAUUGUGGGCCUCAGAAUGACUCUAGUUGGUUUUGAUUUUUGGGUUUUUCUGACAUGCAUGUCAGACAUGAGUGCCUAUUAAAGUUUCUAUUGUUUGGAUCAGAAGUGAAUUGUUGGAGGGAAUUGUGUAGAUUUAUGUUGCAAAGAUUGACAUAUUUACGCUGCAUUCCUUUAGCUAUUAGUUCAGCUACUGGGAGCCUGCAAAUAUUCAUAUUUCCCACUGGAUAUCAGGGGAUUCUGCC